UUCGAGUCAUAGUCCAUUCCUGUCCUUGUUACCCUAUUUGUCCUUCCUUGGAUUUCCUGCUGCUUCCUGCUUAGUCCCACCUCAAGCUAGACUCAAGGGAUCUCUUUGAUUUACACUUACCCUACAUUCAUAGCUAGCGUGUCCCAAAUGUCCGCCAUCAGAACAUCCAUACUUCGCUCUUUUCGAGCUACUCCUACAACUUCCAGAGCCAUUGUUGUUUCCCAAAAAUUUACUGCUUUCCGGCAAUCACUCCACCUUCAUCCCGCAUACCAGACUGCUAGGCGAUGGAAUUCCAGCGUCCCCGAGAAUCCUCAGUUAGAAGCACCCGAAAAUGGAAGUAGUCCCAGACAAGUGGGUCAGAUUGAACCACGGCUGCAAAUGACGUUCACUUGCACUGCUGAUGAUUGUGGCCAUCGUUCUACGCACGAGUUCUCCAAAAGAAGCUAUCAGAAGGGUAUCGUGCUUGUGCAAUGCCCAAGCUGUAAAGCAAGACAUCUGAUAGCAGACCAUCUUGGAUGGUUCAAAGAAAGCCUUGAAGGAGGAAAACUCAAGACAGUCGAAGAUUUAUUAGCAGCGAAGGGGGAGAAGAUAAAAAAGGGACGAAUCAACUUUGAUGGGGAUAUCGAAAUUGAAGACGAAUAGAUUUUGAAGGUGAUGUAGCACUAUUCUUCCUAUUGGAAAAUUGGCAGCGUACAUUUAUUUGCUAGCUGAUGCUCGUUUGCUCAUUGGUGCAUGCUUACAACGUCA
Cryptococcus deneoformans JEC21 is the source of this 747-nucleotide messenger RNA. RefSeq lists its product as hypothetical. The record is from RefSeq and is a predicted model, not a curated record. Bases 148 to 642 code for a protein of 164 amino acids. The transcript has 5 exons. Gene Ontology annotation, molecular function: zinc ion binding; protein-folding chaperone binding. Gene Ontology annotation, biological process: protein stabilization; protein folding; protein import into mitochondrial matrix. Gene Ontology annotation, cellular component: mitochondrion. NCBI's taxonomy places the organism in Eukaryota, Fungi, Basidiomycota, Tremellomycetes, Tremellales, Cryptococcaceae.